This is a messenger RNA of Miscanthus lutarioriparius, 834 nucleotides long. The record is from the annotation of a GenBank genome assembly. Lineage: Eukaryota; Viridiplantae; Streptophyta; Magnoliopsida; Poales; Poaceae.
AUGGAAGUCGGCGGCGGCGGCAAGCACUUCGUGCUGGUGCACGGCCUCUGCCACGGCGCGUGGUGCUGGUACAAGGUGGCCACCGCGCUGGAAUCCGCCGGCCACCGCGUGACGGCGCUGGACCUGGCCGCGGCGGGCGCCCACCCGGCGCGCCUCCACGAGGUGCGCUCCUUCGAGGACUACUCGCGCACGCUGCUGGACGCGGUCGCCGCGGCCCCCGACGGCGACAGGCUGGUCCUCGUCGGCCACAGCCACGGCGGCCUCAGCCUGGCGCUCGCCAUGGAGAGGUUCCCGCACAAGGUCGCCGCCGCCGUGUUCGUGGCUGCCGCGCUGCCGUGCGUCGGCAAGCACAUGGGCGUCACCACAGAGGAGUUCAUGAGAAGAACUGCUUCUAAAGGGCUGCUCAUGGACUGCCAAGUGGUGCCCAUCAACGACGGCGCCGACACCGGCCCCGGCAGUGAAGCUGCCGGCGGGAAGAAAGGGGUAGCGAUCGUGAUGGGUCCAAGGUUCAUGGAGGAGAAGUACUACCAGGAGAGCCCGGCGGAGGAUCUGACCCUGGCGAAGAUGCUGGUGAGGCCCGGGAACCAGUUCCUGGACGACCCGGUGAUGAAGGACGAGGCGCUGCUCACGGCCGCCAACUACGGGUCCGUCAAGAAGGUGUUCGUGGUCGCCAAGGCCGACGAAUCCAGCACGGAGGAGAUGCAGCGCUGGAUGGUGGAAAUGAGCCCCGGCACGGAGGUCGAGGAGAUCGCCGGCGCCGACCACGCCGUCAUGAACUCCAAGGCCACGGAACUUUGCGACGUCCUUGGAAGGAUAGCCAGCAGAUGCGACUGA